[Torrubiella] hemipterigena is the source of this 1602-nucleotide messenger RNA. NCBI's taxonomy places the organism in Eukaryota, Fungi, Ascomycota, Sordariomycetes, Hypocreales, Clavicipitaceae. The record is from the annotation of a GenBank genome assembly.
AUGAGCUCUCUUGUGCGAGGUGCCGCUGUGUCCCAGGGCUCAAUUCGCCUUGCUCACAGUUAUGGCGCAAACCCUGCGUAUAGGAGGCUCGCAUCGCAGCUUGCCACCGCUGGCCUGCGCACCAGAACCCAAUCCGCAUCUCCCACCAUCUCCUCGACAUUAACAUCCCAGUUCCUUCCUUCCGACGUCCAGCGCACAAUGGCCCGCGGCCUGUCCGCACGAUUCCUGCACACGACCGGCCGAGCCUUACAAGACCAAGCAAAGCCCAAGGAGGAGGCGCCCAAGAAGGACGGCGCCGCUGCCGCUGCUGAAGGCGAGGCCGAGCAGAAGAAGCCCGAAGAAGAGGGCGAGAAGAAGACGGAGGAAGACGGCGAAAAGAAGUCCGAGGAGGGCGAGGGCAAGGACGGCGAGAAAAAGGAGAAGAAGGACGACCUCCCUCCUCCCCCACCACACGGCGACAAGACCCCGUGGCAGGUUUUCAUGGAGACCAUGAACACGGAAUUUCAGGCCUCCAAGGAGUGGAACGAGUCGACCAAGCAGAUUGGCGCUGCCGCCACGGAGUUCUCCGAGAGCGAGUCCGUCAAGCGUGCUCGUGAGGUCUACGAAAAGUCCACUGGCGCUGUCUCCUCUGUUGCUGGCGCCGCCGUCAAGUCGACAGCUGGUGCCAUUGGCAAAGGUGCCGCCUGGACCUGGGACACGGAAGUGGUCAAGGGCGUCCGCAAGGCUGCCAACGCCACUGGUGAUGCCCUCGACACCGCCACCAAGCCUCUCCGUGAGACCGAGGCCUACAAGAACGUCAAGAAUGUCAUUGACGACGGCAGCUCAUCGCGCUACGGUGGCUGGACUGACAAGGCCGAGCGCCGCAAGAAGCGCGAGGCCAUGGACAAGGCGCGCGGCGGCGCCCAAGUCUUCCAGGAGGAUCCCGAGGCCGGUACCGGCGUCACAUUGCACAAGGAUGCCGCUUGGAAGGAGGCGUGGCGCGAUUUCCGCGAUUCCAACAAGUUCGUCCAGGGUGUUUUCAGCAUGAAGGGCCGCUACGAAGAGUCGGAGAACCCUCUCAUCUCGACUGCCCGCAGCAUCACCGACCGCAUCGGCGGCUUCUUUGCCGAGAACGAGACGGCCCAGGUCAUCAAGCGCUUCCGCUCCAUGGACCCCGCCUUCCAGGUCGAGCCUUUCCUCCAAGAACUUCGCGAGUACAUGCUUCCUGAAGUCCUCGACGCCUACGUCAAGGGUGAUACCGAGACGCUCAAGCUCUGGCUCUCUGCCGCCCAGUUUUCUGUGUAUGAGGCCCUCACCAAGCAGUACCUCCAGGCUGGCAUGAAGUCUGACGGCCGCAUUCUCGAUAUCCGCAACGUCGAUAUUCUCCGCGCGCGCAUCCUUGACCCCGGAGAGGUCCCCGUCUUUAUUAUCACCUGUCGCACACAGGAAGUCCACGUCUACCGCAACGCCAAAAGCGGCGAGCUGGCCGCCGGCAUGGAAGACAAGGUCCAGCUGGUCACAUAUGCCAUUGGUAUCACCCGUGUGCCUGAGGACGUCAACAACCCCGAGACGCGUGGUUGGCGCCUGAUUGAGAUGCAGAAGAGUGGUCGUGACUGGUACUAG